AUUUGCUCAUCAUCUAUGUAGAUAUCAUUAUUUUGCUAUGAGAUGGAUCAGUUUGAGGAGUUUCAGCACAUCAGCCAAGCAAGGUUCAUAUUUAGGGACAGCAGUCAAAUUAGCAGAAGAGAAGGUAUCAGACAUCCAAGGUCUUCCAAUCAUUCAUCACCCAGGAUAUGUUUGUGACCUCCCACCUAAGCAUAGGUUCCCAAUGCCCAAGUUUCAUGGUGUCCUGAAUCAUCUCAUUAAGGACGGGGUUGUGCAGCCAAGUAAACAAGUGAGGAAACCAAAGAGAGUAGAACCUUCACAUGCUUCAAUAGUUCAUACAAAAGAAUAUGUGGACAAGUUUUUCAAUGGGAGAACAAGUGAAGCUGAACAAAGGAAGACCGGAUUUAAAUGGUCCCCUGGGCUUGUCAGCAGGGUCAGAUAUGAGACAGGAGGCACAAUGUUGGCAGCAGUGCUUUGUUUGGAGCAUGGUUUGGCUUGUAGCACUGCUGGGGGAACACACCAUGCAUUCCCAGAUUAUGGCUCCGGCUACUGCCUUCUCAAUGACUUGGCUGUGGCUGCAACUUUCCUCAUCAAUCAAGGCUUGGUCUCCAGGAUCCUCAUUGUUGACCUUGAUGUUCAUCAGGGAGAUGGAACAGCUGCAAUGUUUGAAGGAAACUCAAGUGUAUUCACCUUCUCUAUGCAUUGUGGUGACAAUUUUCCCUUGAAGAAAGAAAGAAGUGACCUGGAUUUGAGUCUGCCCAAAGGCACUGGGGAUGAUGAGUAUCUCCAAGCUCUUAAGGACCACUUACCUUGGAUCAUUGCAACCUUUAAGCCCGAUAUGACAUUCUUUGAUGCUGGUGUGGAUCCUCACAAAGAGGAUGAGCUGGGGAAGCUCUGCCUCACUGAUCAAGGUCUUUAUGCAAGGGACAAGUACGUUCUGGAGACAAUGAGGAAGAAUGCGAUCCCCUGUGCUUGUGUGAUAGGUGGUGGAUAUGACAAGGACCUUGAUAACUUAGCCAAGAGGCAUACCAUUGUCCAUAGAGCUGCAUCUUGUGUCUUCCAAGACAUUACUUGAGCAUCUUCUGUGUGCCUAGGCAGGCUUGGGUGUCAUCAAAGUGGUCAUCUCUAACUUUGGGAGAUGGAGAUUAGCUGAGAAUGGAAAGAAUGGUAAUGGGAAAAUGACCUGGAAGAAAUAACUAACAAAUUGCUAUGAGGACUAUGGUAGUCCUCCACUUAGCUAGGACUCCAUUGAUUGCACUUGGCACAUAUUUAAAUCUUGCCUUCUAGUAGGUCAGCUGGGGUGGGAUUGGGAACAAUUGUCCACAAUGUCCAUUGAAGGGUUUAGUUUAACCCAUGAUAUCUUGUCAGUGAACCUGUAGAAGAUGUCCCCAUGUCAGGUUUGCAGCAAUCUUCAUCUAGUGAUGAAAAAUUGAAGACUUUAUUGACACUGGGAAAGGAAGCAAGUACUCAUAGGUAUAGCCAAGGUUUAUCUGAGGCUUGCUAAGACAAAAGAUCAAGAUAUUUUUUGCUGCAUUUGGAAAUAAUCAUGUGCAUGAAGUCUUGAUAUAAGUGCUAGGAUGGUGAAUUUAUGAGAACUUGGCAAUAAUAAUAAUAAUUAGAGAAUAAAUUGUGAACUUUUUUUUUAAGUGGAAAACGUUGAGUUCUUGGGUCUUAUCAAAGAUUUAAAAAUUUAAUUUUGAUUUGAUUUGAAGGUUCUCUCAGUAUACAAGUGCUAGCUUAACUCAUCAUCUUUUGGAGGAUUCAGGUUAGGUGAUUCCAAGUGAGGGUUCUCUCAAUGCACAUGAUGAAAUUUACCAAAUGGUUUGCAAAAAAUGAUGAACCCUAAAGUGAUCUCGUGAAGAUUGUCUGCACCUAUGUUGUUCAUGCUGUUGAUGCAAUAUUUUUUUGUGAACCAAUCCACAUGUUCUUGGAAUAAAUUAAUUAGCC
Molecule: messenger RNA, 1926 nt
Organism: Darwinula stevensoni
Lineage: Eukaryota; Metazoa; Arthropoda; Ostracoda; Podocopida; Darwinulidae
Source: the annotation of a GenBank genome assembly